Messenger RNA from Andrographis paniculata, 1541 nucleotides. RefSeq names its product protein REVERSION-TO-ETHYLENE SENSITIVITY1. Gene Ontology annotation, cellular component: Golgi apparatus; endoplasmic reticulum. Lineage: Eukaryota; Viridiplantae; Streptophyta; Magnoliopsida; Lamiales; Acanthaceae. The record is from RefSeq and is a predicted model, not a curated record. Gene Ontology annotation, biological process: response to ethylene; regulation of ethylene-activated signaling pathway. The transcript has 3 exons. The coding region runs from base 701 to 1408 and encodes 235 amino acids.
UGGUCUGUUUGUGGGCUGGUUGGUGUUGGUUGGCUACACAACUUUUUUUCUUCCUUUUCCUUUUCAUUUUCCUCUUCUUCUUCCUCUUCCUUCUUACCUAGCACAACACAACCUCCUCUCUAUCCAUCUAGUAUUUAAUUAUUUAAAUAUUGAACUAAGAGUGGGACCCCCCUCACGCCGUGAAGAGGGAAAGUGGUCAGAGGGAGAGAGAGAGAGAGAGAGAGAGAGAGAGAGAGGAGGAGGAAAGGUUCAUGCAUCUUGCCGCUUCAUCGCAUUUCCCUGCCCUCGCCCUCCAGAAAAAUCCAGUCUUUUUCUAUGGGAAAUUGCAUUCCAUUCCAUUCGCCAUUAAAUUAAUUAAUCAUACCAUUCCAGUGAUCCCUCCUUACUACUUCAAUUGAGAUUACUUUCGCUUUCUCCCAUCGCUGCUGCUUCUCCGCGUAUUUCAUUUUUUCAUGCUUAAUUUCUCCUUUUCUGUAAGGCCGCUCGAGUUUUCCUCCAGACUGCGCUGCUGUGUUUCACUGCUGCCCUUGCCCUUGCCCUUGCUGUUUUCGGAUUGAUCUUUGAAUCCCAGGGCCAACGGAAUAGAUGUUCUUUCCUGGUUUUGAAUAUUGUCAACGCCCUCUAUAAUGUUCUCUGAUUGGAAAACAAGCAGUAGUGCAAGAUUGUAUUUCGCCAUCUGCCUUCAGAACUGCUUCCUAUAAUGGAACUUACUCUUUCCAAAGAAGCUGAAACCAAAAACUAUGGCGGAAAUAUUCACCAUGAAUUCUGGCCACUUGAUCCGAUUGAUCCUAAAAAGGCAACAUUCCCGUGUUGUGUUGUAUGGACGCCUCUGCCUGUAGUGUCGUGGUUGGCUCCUUUCAUCGGGCAUGUUGGGAUAUGUAGGGAGGAUGGCAAAAUUUUAGAUUUCUCCGGCACCAACCUCAUUAAUGUUGAUGAUUUUGCUUUUGGCUCUGUGGCAAGAUACCUUCAGUUGGACAGGGCACAGUGCUGUUUUCCUCAAAAUCUUGCUGGACAUACAUGCAAGCUUCGCUACGCCCACACAGAAUACGGGACAUCAAUCACAUGGGAUGACACCCUGCUGUCAAGCUCCCGCCACUUUGAGCACAAAUCUUACAACCUCUUCACAUGCAAUUGCCACUCAUUUGUUGCUAAUUGCCUAAAUCGUCUCUGCUACAAAGGAUCGAUGAAUUGGAACAUGAUCAAUAUUGCAGCUCUUGUACUGAUCAAGGGCAAGUGGGCUGAUGCCUUGUCCGUCGUCAGAUCAUUCUUGCCCUUCAUAGUGGUGCUCUCCUUGGGAGUUUACAUGGUUGGUUGGCCCUUUUUAAUCGGAUUAUUCUCGUUUUCGUUCCUCCUCAUCGGAUGGUUUCUGAUAGGUACUUAUUGUUUGAAGAACUUGUUGGAUUGCUAAGUGUCUGUAUUCCUUCACGGCAAUCAUUUUCAAUAAGGUGCAAGUCUUAUGACAGAGACUUUCGGAUCUAUAUACUCCAUUAUACACAGAAUUAGCCUCGUAUUAAUUAUGAUUUCUAUGAUUUAUUUGCUCA